Molecule: messenger RNA, 1030 nt
Organism: Oncorhynchus kisutch (coho salmon)
Lineage: Eukaryota; Metazoa; Chordata; Actinopteri; Salmoniformes; Salmonidae
Product: stonustoxin subunit beta-like
Exons: 4
Molecular function (GO): protein binding
Source: RefSeq, a predicted model, not a curated record
GAGGAAGGCUGUGCUUCUCUGGUCUCAGCUCUGAGGUCAAACCCCUCACACCUGAGAGAGCUGGAUCUGAGUAACAAUGACCUGAAGGAUUCAGGAGUCAGACUGCUCUCUGCUGGACUGGGGAAUCCCCACUGUAAACUGGAGACUCUGAGGCUGUCAGGCUGUCUAGUCACAGAGGAAGGCUGUGCUUCUCUGGUCUCAGCUCUGAGGUCAAACCCCUCACACCUGAGAGAGCUGGAUCUGAGUAACAAUCACCCAGGAGACUCAGGAGUCAGACUGCUCUCUGCUGGACUGGAGGAUCCACACUGCAGACUGGAGAAACUCAAUGUGGAACAUGGUGGAGAGAACAGAAUGAAACCUGGACUUAGAAAAUAUGUCUGUGAUCUCACACUGGACCCAAACACAGUAAACAGACUCCUCUCUCUGUCUGAGGAGAACAGAAAGGUGACAUGUAGGAGAGAGAAGCAGCCGUAUCCUGAUCACCCAGAGAGAUUUGAGGACUGUAGACAGGUGCUGUGUAGAGAGGGUCUGACUGGGCGCUGUUACUGGGAGGUAGAGUGGAGUGGGAGAAGGGCUGGUAUAGGAGUGACAUAUAAAGGAAUCAGCAGGGGAGGAGGGGGUGAGGACUGUUGUCUUGGAGACAAUGACAAGUCCUGGAGUCUGUACUGCUAUGACAACAGUUACAGAGCCUGGCACAAUAGUAAUCCCACUACCAUAGACGUCCCCUCCUCCAGCUCCCACAGAGUAGGAGUGUAUCUGGACUGGCCAGCCGGCACUCUGUCCUUCUAUAGAGCCUCCUCUGACACACUGACCCACCUGAUCACAUUCACCUCCACAUUCACUGAGCCCCUCUAUCCAGGGUUUUGGGUUGAUUACAACUCCUCAGUGUUUAGGCUUUGGUGGGAAGGCGACUCAGUGUCCCUCUGUCAGUGAUACACACACACACAAACACUGGACACACACACACACUGGACACAGACACACACACACACACACUUACACACACACACUGGACACACACACACACACU